GCGUUUUUCUUUCUUUUCUUGAAAUUGGCCUAUAAAAGUAUCAGUCUCAGGUUGAUGAGCAUACCAUUCAAAGAAACAAAUCUAGGCGCCUGCCAACAAGAUACCCAAGAUAUGAAAUCAGUCUUUGCUUUCUGCAUUCUCCUUCAUCUUUUCUUGUUUGUGGACCUCAACGAUGCCAGAAAAGACACAGGAGACUAUUGGAAAAGCAUAAUGAAAGAUCAGCCAAUCCCAGAAGCAAUCAAAGACCUUUUUCAUGGAGACUCACUAAAUCCAGCUGAUUCAAGGAAAAAGGACCGUUUUGUUAAGGAUUUUGAUGUUACGCCUAAUGCUAUUAUAUAUCAUGCCCGUAUGGAGCCUAAAGAAGAGAAGACUCAUGUCAAGGACUUUGAACCAAAGCACGAUAUGGAGCUGAAAGAAGAAGAUUCCUUCGUUCAACAUAUCAAGCAGAAGCUAGAAGGCUGAUCAUUAGCCAAAGUAUGAAGCAGAUCGAAGGCUCAUGUUUGUACUAUUGCAUGCAGUGUGUGAUCAGUGGUUGAAGCUUGUGUUUUGGAGGAGAAUGACUGGUGUACAAAUCUUAAUAUUGAAAAUAAUAUCUAGUUUGGCUUUUGAAAAUCUGUAUGAAUCCUGAAUAUAGGCAUGUUCCCAGUUAAA
This is a messenger RNA of Alnus glutinosa, 651 nucleotides long. Its product is annotated as organ-specific protein P4-like. The transcript has 2 exons. The record is from RefSeq and is a predicted model, not a curated record. The coding region runs from base 55 to 462 and encodes 135 amino acids. Lineage: Eukaryota; Viridiplantae; Streptophyta; Magnoliopsida; Fagales; Betulaceae.